Messenger RNA from Penicillium egyptiacum, 1143 nucleotides. NCBI's taxonomy places the organism in Eukaryota, Fungi, Ascomycota, Eurotiomycetes, Eurotiales, Aspergillaceae. The record is from the annotation of a GenBank genome assembly.
AUGGGUAAAAUUGAGGUGCUUGAGGGGGUCAACGAUGACAGCCGAAGCAAGGCGAUUUUGAUCGUCACUUCCGUCUUCUUCGCUAUUUCGCUAUUGAGCGUUAUGCUAAGAUGCUUCGUUCGCACACAAGUCGUCCGUGCUUGGGGGUGGGAUGAUGGUACUAUGGUCAUAGCUAUGGCCCUGAACACAGUCUUCGCCCUCUGCGGAAUAGUUGGUUCUAAAUAUGGCCUCGGGAGGAAAUUGGCUUAUUUUACCCAACACCCAGAUGACUUGAACCGCGCAUUGCUGUGCUGGUGGACAGGCCAACUCUUUUACGUAUUGACCUGCGUCGUCGCUAAGAUCUCGAUCAUUAUCGCCCUCCUCCGCAUCACUGUCUCCCGCGUCCACGCCUACAUCCUCUACGCCGUUAUAGCUCUCGCCACUGCCGUUGGCCUUGUCUUUUCCUUCUGCACCAUAUUCGAAUGCUCCCCCGUCGACUAUUUCUGGAACCGGGCGCAGCCUACCGCUCAUGGAUCGUGCAUCGAUAAAAAUUCCCUGAUCGGUAUUGCGUACUUGUAUAGUGUCGGCGCCGCUAUUACCGACCUGACUAUUGGAUUGCUUCCUGUGGCGCUGAUCUGGGACUUGCGAAUGAAUCGCCGCACUAAGGGUGCUAUAGUCGUGAUUUUGGGGAUCGGUUGCAUUGCGAGUGCUGCCGUUAUUAUUCGCAUCCCCUACAUCCCCACCUACAAGGAACCCGAUUUCCUAUACGCCACUUACCAACUCUCUAUCUGGUCAAACGUCGAAGCGGGCAUCGGCAUUACAGCAGGCUGUCUAACAACCUUCCGACCUUUGGUCCGCUUCCUCCGCGACGGCUCCUCUGAUGGGGUGAGCCGCACACGAAACACGUUUCCCUUGUCCAACAACCUCGCUGGCGCCUUCCACCGCUCCGGGCCGUCGCAGCAGAUGUCCCGUGAUGACGCGCGCCAGCUCUGGACUGGCAGAGGGAGCGACGAAUACCACGGCGUUACGACUACUAUUUCCACGGCUCGACAGAAAGAACUCAGUUCCAGCGAAGAGGACCUGGCUCCAUGUGCUAAUGACGAUCCCGAGGCUCCUGGGUGGAAGGUUGAGAGGUCUGUUCGCGUGUCCGUGCACAAUUCAUAA